UGCAAGGACCGCUUGAACUCCCUGGCCAUCUCCGUCAUGAAUCAGUGGCCGGGGGUGAAGCUGCGGGUCACGGAGGGCUGGGACGAGGACGGGCACCACUCUGAGGAGUCGCUACAUUACGAGGGCCGAGCUGUGGACAUCACAACCUCAGACCGGGACCGCAACAAGUACGGCAUGCUGGCUCGCCUGGCCGUGGAGGCUGGCUUCGACUGGGUCUACUACGAGUCCAAGGCGCACAUCCACUGCUCCGUCAAAGCAGAGCACUCGGCCGCUGCGAAGACGGGGGGCUGCUUCCCUGGGCGGGCACUGGCAACGCUGGAGGACGGUGCCCGGACGCCGCUGUGGGCGUUGCGCCCAGGCCAGCGGGUGCUGGCGAUGGACGGGGCAGGCAGGCCCACCUACAGCGACUUCUUGGCUUUCCUGGACAAGGAGCCCCGUGCCCUCACCUCCUUCCACGUCAUCGAGACGCGGGAGCCUCCCCGGCGCCUGGCCCUGACGCCCACCCACCUGCUCUUUGUGGCCGAGAAUGCCUCGGCGCCCGCUGCCCGCUUCCGUCCCACCUUCGCCAGCCGCGUGCGCCCCGGACAUUUCGUGCUGGUGGCGGCAGGGGGGGGCGGCUUGCAGCCCGCCGAGGUGGUGGAGGUGCGGAACCGGAGGGACGUGGGAGCCUACGCACCGCUGACGCGCCACGGGACGCUGGUGGUGGACGGCAUGGUGGCCUCGUGCUUCGCCCUGGUGCAGGAGCAACAUCUGGCGCAGCUGGCCUUCUGGCCGCUCCGGCUCUACCACAGCCUGGUGGGGUGGCCAGGGGCACAGGGGGACGGCGUGCACUGGUACUCGGGGCUGCUCUACCGCCUGGGCAGGCUGCUCCUGCCCCCCGACAGCUUCCACCCACUGGGGGUACCCCGGGCGGAGAGCUGAGGGUGCGCC
Molecule: messenger RNA, 930 nt
Organism: Nipponia nippon (crested ibis)
Lineage: Eukaryota; Metazoa; Chordata; Aves; Pelecaniformes; Threskiornithidae
Source: RefSeq, a predicted model, not a curated record